Messenger RNA from Telopea speciosissima, 2304 nucleotides. Its product is annotated as putative receptor-like protein kinase At1g80870. NCBI's taxonomy places the organism in Eukaryota, Viridiplantae, Streptophyta, Magnoliopsida, Proteales, Proteaceae. The record is from RefSeq and is a predicted model, not a curated record. Gene Ontology annotation, molecular function: protein kinase activity; ATP binding. The transcript has a single exon. Gene Ontology annotation, biological process: protein phosphorylation. The coding region runs from base 34 to 2124 and encodes 696 amino acids.
UUUCACCUUCUUCUUCUGUGAUCAAAACAAAAAAUGCCUUCGAGGCCCUUCAAUCCAAACCCUAGUCCAAAUCCAGAAUCGAUACUCAGGACCAGAGCAUUUUUACUUGUUAUUACUAUCUCAUCUUCUGUUCUCCUCUUUCUUGGCAUUUUGUUCUUGCUCUGCUACCUCUGGUACUUUCUGUUUAAUCGUUCUCGCACCAGUCCUUUUGACUCUUGUGCUCCUUUGAGGUUGCAGAGGUUCUCUUACAAGGAGCUCAAAUCUGCAACCAAUGUAUUCAGCGAUGGUAAUUCUAUUGGGAAAGGUGGAUCGGGUGCUGUGUUUCGAGGUAUUCUUCGUGAUGGCAAGUCUGUUGCAGUUAAGAGACUUGAUGCAACUUCUUUGCAAGCUGAAAGAGAGUUUCAGAACGAGUUGCAGGUUCUUGGGAGUCUUCGAUCGCCGUAUGUGGUUACGCUCUUGGGUUACUGUGUUGAGAAGAAGAAGAGGUUUCUAGUUUAUGAGUAUAUGCCUAACAAGAGCUUGCAAGAAUCGCUUUUUGCAGAGGGACCGGGGGUUCCAAUUCUGGAUUGGAACCAACGGUUUGAGAUCAUCAUCGACAUUGCUCGGGCACUUGCUUUUUUGCAUCUGGAAUGUGAUCCGCCGGUCAUCCAUGGCGAUAUAAAGCCCAGUAAUGUUCUUCUGAGUUCGGAUUACCGGGCAAAAAUUUCAGAUUUUGGGCUAUCGAGGUUAAAAUCGGAAGGUGAGUUUGGAGUCGAAUUAUUUAGUCAGGAAUUGGGUCGGAGUCAGGAGCUCUGGAAAAGCCAAGAGCUUUCCGGGAAUCUAGCUGUAGUUACUCCAGAAACUCCAACAGAGAGUACUACUGAGGUAGAUUUUGCUCUCGCUUUACAGGCUUCUUCAUCCAAGAAUAGUAGAAUUAGCUUAAAUUUGAAAUCUUUGAGCUCAAAUCCUUCGACUCCUAAUGCUAAGGGGAAGGAGGUCUUCGCUACAGAUAUGGGUGGAGAAGAUUUUGAUGAUGACCUCUACAGUAUUGAUCACAGUAAGGAGUUGAAUUUCAAUGCGUAUGUGCCCAUGGAUGACACGACGAUGACCAGUACAAAGCAAUGGGGGAAGGACUGGUGGUGGAGACAGGAUGGGAGUGGUGAAUUGUGUAGCAAAGAUUAUGUAAUGGAGUGGAUUGGAAGCCAGAUAUGUCCAUCCACAAACCCUGAUUGGGAUGAAGGGGAAAAAAGCUCACCUGGAACAACAAUUAAUAUGGAUAAUUCUACGACACAGAGAGAUCAAUUAGAGAAUGCCAAUGAAACCCAGUUUCCCAAGAAGAAGUCUGAGAAGAAAGAAGACAAGGGUGGGAAGAACAAGAAGAAACAGAGGAGGAUGCAAGAAUGGUGGAAAGAAGAACACCUUGCAGAGAUUAGCAAGAAGGGCAACAAGUUAAACAAGUUAAAAAAGCUUGAAGCCAAUUGCAGGAAAGGCUUCAAAAUCCCACAUUUUGAUCUGGGUAGGAGGUUUCGGCCUCGAAAAGCUACUACUUUUGGGGAACAGAUUCAGAACGACUGUGAUCCCAAUGUAGAGUUCAGCUUUAGGAAGGGCUGGAAGAAGAAGAAGAAGAAGGAGACACAAUCCACUGGUAGUGAUAUGUGGAGUGGAGAUCUGUUCAGCCGUGAGCUCAGCAGUACAACAAGCAUGAGAGGUACUGUGUGUUAUGUAGCACCAGAAUAUGGUGGUUGUGGGUAUUUGAUUGAGAAGGCUGAUAUCUACAGUCUAGGAGUUCUGAUCCUUGUCAUUGUCUCUGGUAGAAGGCCUUUACAUGUUCUUUCUUCGCCCAUGAUUCUCGAGAAGGCCAAUCUGAUAAGCUGGUGUAGACAAUUGGCUCAAACAGGGAAUGUAUUAGAGCUUGUAGAUGAGAGAUUUAAAGAUAAUUAUAACAAAGACCAGGCAAGCCUUUGUAUAAACUUGGGCCUCUUGUGCAUACAGAAGAUGCCGGAAUUGAGGCCAGAUGCCUGUGAGAUUGUUAAGAUUCUGAAAGGAGAUGUGGAUCUCCCAUCACUUCCAAUCGAGUUUUCACCUUCUCCUCCUUCUAAGCUCUUCAGUAGAUCCAGGAGAAAAAAGAAGGUUGAUGUAGAGUAAGUUUUAGUUUUUUUUUAUGUACACUUUAAAUUUCUUCUUAUAUCCAUAAUCCAUUUGAGUUUAUGCAGAGAAUGUAGACUAGGAAAAGAUGAUGAGUGCUGCUAGUUGAUUAAGGGUUGGUGAUGUAAGAAGAUAUUGAUGUAAAAAUUAAGAGGGAUGAUUGAUUUCUUUGCGUUGCCA